This is a messenger RNA of Cuscuta epithymum, 2594 nucleotides long. The record is from the annotation of a GenBank genome assembly. NCBI's taxonomy places the organism in Eukaryota, Viridiplantae, Streptophyta, Magnoliopsida, Solanales, Convolvulaceae.
AUUCGCCCACCAAAAAAGGGAAGAAACGAGAGUGGAGUGUAAGUAAAUAGGGAGUAAAAGUCAACGUGACUUUUGCAGGAAAGGCCCGUGACCAAAGCUGGUGUGGUAUAUAGCAGAAUGGGAGGGGCACUUUCGGGAAUAGCAGGGCUUUAGUCAGCCGCUGAGCGGUGAUGCACCGCCAAAUAAAAGCAACUCGAACUGCAGCGGCCAGACAAAUCUCCACCGGCGGCGAAUCACUUUCUUCCUCAUCCUCUCCUUUUGAGCGAAUAGCGAAAUGAAAAUUGCCUGAAUUUUGGAUUCCAGUCGCAAGCCAAGAUAGAUCAGUGAAUUGAGUUGUUGAAGACUUGACUGCGAUUGACUGCGACGGUGGUUACUUUGAGUUAAUAUUGGCUGUCAAAUGUCAAUCCUUUUUGUUAAAAUAGAGACUUGAGUCAAAUAAUUUGUUUCUUUUUUAGCUCUCCUUUAAUUUUCUCGAGCCCUUUUCAAGUUUUCAUGUCUCAAUUGUGCUGUGCACUCACUGGAGGUUGUCUAUCUUUUAAUUAAAUAAAUGCGAAGUUUUAACUGUAUUCCGUAUUAUUAUCAAAUCAAGCCGUGCAUAUUCUGAUCCGAAUGUUCACUAGUUAAUAAACAUUUAAACAUAUAACAAGAAAUUCAAUAACGUACAAGUGAUAAUUCAAGAUCUCAAUCAUUUUUAUCGUCUCUUCAGAUGUGGGAAGAAAACGAAAUGUCUCAUGGAGCAACAGUAACUUAAUUUCCUUUUGAGAUCUCCUUGACCCGUUUCUUCUUAGUUGUUGUUGCAGCUGAAGGUGGGUGAUGUAGUAGAGCACGAGAGCCUCUUCAUUUUCAGCACUUGAAGAUCUACAAAUCUUGCCUAUUCGAGAACCUCUUCUACUACUCUAGCACUGCACGUACAAUCAUAACCACUUGAUUUAGAAGACCCUUUUUGGGAAAUCCAUUACUCACAAAAAGUUGCUAGAUUUGAGGGAAAAUGUCUUCAUGGGAUGCUUUGGGAGGCAUAGCAACUGUCGCCCAGCUUUCAGGGAUCGAUGGGUUGAAGCUAAUCGGGAUGAUAGUGAAAGCAGCAAGCACUGCAAAGAUGCACAAGAAGAACUGUAGGCAGUUUGCGCAGCAUCUCAAGUUAAUUGGCAAUCUAUUGGAGCAGCUCAAGCUAUCCGAGCUUAAGAAGUAUCCAGGAACAAGCGAGCCAUUAGAACUGUUUGAGGAUGCCUUGAGGAGGGCAUUUAUCCUGGUUAACAGUUGCCAAGAACGGAGCUAUCUUUAUCUAUUAGCUAUGGGGUGGAACAUUGUGUAUCAGUUCCGGAGGGCUCAGAAUGAGAUAGACAGAUACUUGAAGAUCAUCCCCCUCAUCACCCUUGUGGACAAUGCACGUGUCAGGGAGAGAUUGGAAAUUAUUGAAAAGGAUCAAAGAGUUUACACUCUGGAUGAUGAAGACAUGAAGGUGCAACAAGUCAUAAUGAAGCCAGAACCCUCUAAAGACGAUACUGUUGUAUUGAAGAAAACACUUUCAUGUUCCUACCCAAGCAUGCCCAUCAGUGAGGCAAUUCGCAAAGAAAAUGAAAAACUUCAGCUAGAGCUGCAACAUUCCCAAGCUAAUUUAGACGUACAUCAUUGUGAAUUCAUUCAGCAUCUUCUUGAUGUCACACAAGUUGUUGCUGCUACUUCUCUUCCUGAGAAAAAUUCGCCUGCCAAACCUAUCAAAGUAGGGCAUGAUUAUUCAGAUGAUGAGAGUAAUAAAGAGACUUGUGAUGAAAGCUACAGAAAAAAUAUUGAUAAACAAACAACUCCAAGAAACACUUCUUCAGUUUCAUCCAAACAGGACUUGUUAUCUUCAAAGGGUUCACAUCAAUAUGAAGAAUGGCAUUCGGAUCUUUUGGGCUGUUGUUCAGAACCCCUUCUCUGCAUAAAAACCUUACUAUUUCCAUGUGUGACAUUUUCAAAAAUUGCAACUGUAGCAACCAACAAACAUAUUUCUUCAGCAGAAGCAUGUAAUGAAUUGAUGGCAUACACCUUAAUAUUGUCCUGCUGCUGUUACACAUGUUGCAUCAGAAGGAAGCUGCGGAAACAGCUGAGCAUCUCGGGAGGGUUUAUUGAUGAUUUCCUCUCACACUUGAUGUGCUGCUGCUGCGCCCUGGUGCAAGAGCACCGGGAACUUGAGAUUCGUGGAAUCAACGGCAUACAUAAGAUGAAAACAAGGCCCCCGCCGCCUCAAUUCAUGGAAUCUUAACAUAUGAGUAGAGACAAGAGCUAGCAGCAAUGGAUACAUUAUACUACGGUAUAUCACGCCUGCCUGUAUGUGGGGUGUAAAAUGGAGGUCCGUACGAGGGAGAUCAGGCAGCAUGUAGAUAUGAUAUAGCUAGGAAUCCUAGGAUAACCACGAUGCGUACGUUAUGUCUUUUAUUAACGUACAACAAUUAAUUUACUCUUCUGUAUGAUGCCUUAUGCCAGGUCCUACCUAUGUUUGUUUCUUUGGAGCAUAAUCUAUUAAUCUAUCUUCACGCCUGCAGGAAUUGGUAACCACUCUGGAUUCCCAUAUCGUUUGUGGCUUACCUCUCACAUAAUAUGGGAAAUUUUAC